AUGGCAUCCUCUCACCCCCUUUCCGCUACCUCCCUGUUUUGCCUGAAAGGAUGGGUAGCCGUCGUGACGGGCGGCGGAACAGGCAUCGGACUAAUGAUCACGCAAGCACUUGCUUCUAAUGGAGCCAAGGUGUAUAUAACCGGCCGCCGUACCGAUGUGCUCGAGACCACCGCGCGUGUUCAUGGUACUGCCGAGAGGCUUGGUUCCGGUGGUGGUGCUAUAGUGCCGUUGGCAAUGGAUGUGACGUCCAAGGAAAGUAUCACAAACGCGGUGGAAAGGAUUUCCCAGCAGGAGAGCCACAUCAACGUUCUGGUCAACAAUGCUGGAGUCUGGGCAGGACGACCAAGCGCAAAGCCUCAGGAUGGUCCUGAGGCUUACGGCAAGGCAAUGUUUGACGAAGGCAUAGAGGACGGUUGGCAGAGGGCAUUCCUCACAAACAGCACCGCUCCGUACCUGGUCACAGCAGCAUUUGUUCCAUUGCUUGCCAAGGCCCAAAAAAGCACAACAGGCAAAGCCGGAAGCGUGAUCAACAUUUCUUCCAGUUCGGGAAUGAUCACCCUAAGCCAGAACAGCCAGUAUUCGUAUAAUGUCAGCAAGGCCGCGUUGAAUCACCUCACGAGACAAAUGGCCUAUGAACUCAGGAACGAAAACAUAAACAUACGUGUCAAUGCCAUUGCUCCUGGAUACUUCCCAAGCGAGAUGACCGCCGGGCCUUCGGACGAUAACAAUCAAAAUACAUACGAACAAGAAGGGUUUCGCCAGUUUAUGCAGAGCAUGGGUGCCAAAGUCACCCGCAUGGGGUCAGCUGAGGAGCUUGCCAGUGUUGUACUGACACUUGCCACCAAUGAUUAUAUUACCGGAGCUAUCAUACCAGUUGACGGUGGAUUUACUCUAUAG
Molecule: messenger RNA, 897 nt
Organism: Neoarthrinium moseri
Lineage: Eukaryota; Fungi; Ascomycota; Sordariomycetes; Amphisphaeriales; Apiosporaceae
Exons: 9
Coding region: 1-897 (298 amino acids)
Molecular function (GO): oxidoreductase activity
Source: RefSeq, a predicted model, not a curated record